Molecule: messenger RNA, 1223 nt
Organism: Truncatella angustata
Lineage: Eukaryota; Fungi; Ascomycota; Sordariomycetes; Amphisphaeriales; Sporocadaceae
Exons: 1
Coding region: 47-1081 (344 amino acids)
Source: RefSeq, a predicted model, not a curated record
GAUCGGUAGAGCCUCUUUUGAAGUGUGAAGGUCCCAAUUCCAACACAUGCUUCUUGGAUACCAAGCUCUUUCUUUUCCUUUUUUCUUCUUCUUCGUCUUCUUUUUCUGUCAGCAUCCAAUCGGCAUGGCUUCUUAUGCGGAUCGUCGCCUUGAGAACAUAAAACGAAAUACUGUUCUGGUGCAGGACUUGGGCCUUAAGAACGAUCAGCUGAAUGUCAAACCUCAACACUCAAAGCAGCCACCCGUAAAGAGGAGGAAGCUUGAGACAGGCCAGCCGACGCGUACAUCCGCGCGAAUUGCUUCAACAGCGCGGCGCAAAUAUAAAGACGAUCAUGUCGACGUGAAGCCAAACCGCACCACUCGCAACAAGACUGCUUCCAAAGCACCAAACCCCCGAGUUGCAACGCUAGUCGAGCCUGAGACACGUCCAGACUUGGAAAGCAUUCGCGCUGCCUGGACAUCUUGGACGGCUGUAGCAUCUAAUCCAAGUCGAGACCCGGCAGGCGCAUAUCACUUUGAGUCACAUUCUGAUUUUGCACCUAACAAGUCACCUGAAGAAAUUAUUCGUGAAGGUUGCUUUGGAGGAUCUUACUGGAGACCUCUUUAUUCUAAACACCUGAAAACAACAAUUGAAGAUGACUGGAAAGAGCUUCCGUCUGAUUGGACAGAUGGUCUAGAUAUAGAGCGGUAUCUUACGAAUCCCGAGUACAACCCGGAAAUCAACAAGUAUGGCGUUGCGUGUGGUCAAAGCAUCGAGCAAUGGGAGGCAGCAGGUUGGAUUGACCAUCAGUACGAUGUUAGAGGAUGGUUUCAGUGGUAUUGUCGGUUUUGGAUGGGACGAAGAUGCGAUGAUGAUGAACGGCAAAUCUCAAGGUGGAAGAAGUGCGUUGGGGAGUCAGGACGGUGGCGGAGAACCCUGUUAAAGAAGUAUAUACAACAAGGAAUUCGCAGUGUCAUCGAUGAAGGCGACGAUGAGGAUGAUGAUAGAGGAGAUGUUAGCCCAGUCGUCCACCAGACUUGCCACCAUUGGGCUUAUGAGGUAAGACAGGAUGCGUUAGAUCAAUUUUGGGGAGAGAGGUAAUAGUUGAUAAUUUGACGAGUGCCACUUGGACUACAAAGGUCUCACAAUUGUCAGGUCAUGCAACACCAUUGCAACAAGUGCUUCAUUAGUCACUGAAGGUCUGUCUUCGUAGAUGUACUAUUGAAAAUAAUACCAGCCCUAA